AUGGUCCAAGAUAUCAGCAAUAAGGUGUGGUUGAAAAUGAAGCUCCCAUCCGUGGUCCAAGGCUCACUGCUUCUCUUUAUCCUGGCCAGCUGGGCCGGUGCCCCCAAGCCCCCCAGCAUCAACCUGCAAACGUUCACUGGUUGCGCCGUACGUGAGUUCACUUUCCUGGCCAAGAAGCCUGGCUGCAAGGCGAUGCGAAUUACGACAGACUCCUGCUGGGGCCGUUGUCAGACUUGGGAGAAACCUGUGCUGAAACCCCCUUACAUCGAAGCCCACCACCGCGUCUGCACUUACAACGAGACCAAGCUGGAGACGGUGAAGCUGCCAAACUGUGCGGCCAACGUCAGCCCGUUCUACACGUACCCCAAGGCCAUUCGGUGUGACUGCGGCAUGUGCCUCACCGAAACCACGGAAUGCGAGACUGCCUGAGUC
Messenger RNA from Lacerta agilis (Sand lizard), 432 nucleotides. RefSeq names its product glycoprotein hormone subunit beta 5 (gene GPHB5). Gene Ontology annotation, cellular component: extracellular region; cytoplasm. The transcript has 3 exons. The record is from RefSeq and is a predicted model, not a curated record. Gene Ontology annotation, molecular function: hormone activity. Lineage: Eukaryota; Metazoa; Chordata; Lepidosauria; Squamata; Lacertidae. Gene Ontology annotation, biological process: regulation of thyroid hormone receptor signaling pathway; G protein-coupled receptor signaling pathway. Bases 1 to 429 code for a protein of 142 amino acids.